Orussus abietinus is the source of this 1387-nucleotide messenger RNA. Its product is annotated as cytochrome b5. Bases 153 to 575 code for a protein of 140 amino acids. The record is from RefSeq and is a predicted model, not a curated record. Gene Ontology annotation, cellular component: membrane; intracellular membrane-bounded organelle. Gene Ontology annotation, molecular function: heme binding. Lineage: Eukaryota; Metazoa; Arthropoda; Insecta; Hymenoptera; Orussidae. The transcript has 2 exons.
GAGGACAGAAAAGAGCCACUUGUCUCCCGUACCCAACAAAAAGAUAAGGCGGAGAGUUCCCGCCGAGAGGUUCGACGUAGGGAGAGAAGUCUCCUCGGGAUCAUCUUCAGGGUACGUCGCUCCGUCGGUGGUCUACUUCGAGGUGCGACGAGAUGCCCGAUAACGGAGGCAAGUACUCCUUGGGAGAGGUGUCCCGUCACGACCGGGCAGAGGAUCUCUGGAUAGUCAUCCACGGCAAGGUCUACGAUCUUACGAGGUUCCUGAAGGAGCAUCCAGGUGGAGAGGAAGUCCUCCUCAAUUCCGCCGGCAAGGACGGGACGACCUGCUUCGACGACAUCGGCCACUCCAUGGAGGCCAUUAAGCUAAGGGACGGCUUCGAAAUCGGAGAAGUGGCCGAGAAAUCGGAGGAUCCUGGAAAUAAGGAAGCCGAGCACCGCGCAACGACUCAGCCCGCUGCCGAUGACGACGACUGGGAGUACCAGGAACCUGACAAGAAGACCUCCCCCAUGCUCCCCGUUUUCGUGACCCUGGGUGUUAUCGUCUACGCCGUAGUUUUCUAUUAUUUGUGGUACUAGUUAUCCAUAUUUAUUUUUCUACCAAAAAUCAUCGAGAGGUGCGACCGGUGUCUACUUCUUGCCGGGACGUUGGACGUAACUCGCAGUCGUUGAUUACGAGUUGGUUUCGAAAAUCUCCAGUUAAGUCGUUUCGAAUUGGAAGGUGUUGAAAUUCGUCUCGAGACGCUCUUGGCAGUUUAGUUCGAGCCGGGGCUGACCCGAUGAUUUGAUGAGUCGACGGUUUCGUUGAACGAGUUCAUGACGCGAGGAGGGCAAUGCUUUGAGCGAAAUUCCGUACGCGAAAUUGCAUCGACAUUUGUUCCCGCUCAUGCGCGGUUACGCAACAUCCAACGUACAUAACAAGGUUUACGAAAUGCCUGGCGAACAAUACCGAUAAACCGCGUUUUGGUUAUCUUUUUUUCUUAUCGCCUCGAAUCAGCCAAACGCGGGCGCUCUUUCGCGCCGAUAGCACUCGAGGAAACAGCGAAAUGAUUAUAUUCUAAUUUGACCGAGGCAAGGUUGGACAUUUAAAUUUAUCGAGACCUACGUACCCGUCGUAACGCAUGAUUUCGCUCAGAACUCGGAGAAAUUUACAACGAUUACUUGAAGAACAAUCACCGAGGCGCGUCGACCAGCCGCGCUCUGUCAUAUGCAAAUCGACGCGUCAGUUGGCUAAUCUUCACCUAAUUCUUACCGGAUAACAACGCGGCUUGAAAAAAAAUUCCACAGGUCGUUUCGACUCCACCUUCGACGAGAAUAACGACGCGGAAACCCCGGGCGUGGAUUCUGCGACAUCUUGUGAGAUUCUUUGAAUAAAAUACCAUCAAAGAGUA